AUGGCGCAUGCUCGACCGACGCCCGGGCGGAGCACGUCGGCCCAUUUGUUCGAAAGCAAGCUCAGCCAGCAAUUGUCGCAACCCGAGACGACGAGUAGUAGUAGUAGCAGCCUACAAAACCACGAGCCAUCCCGAUCGACGCGCUCGCCCAAGUCGCGCUCUUUAUCCGAUGCAUCCAAACCAUCGCUACCUCCUCAGCCAGCGACGGGGGUCUUGACCCGACCGCCCAGCAAGGACGACAGCUCGCUCCCUUCACUACCGGCCACCCCCAGUCGGUCCACCCAACAACCGAAUCUUUCACUGAACCUCCCCUCCAAGACGGCGGCUUCACCUCUCACCAACCGCGCUCCUCUCUCGCCCAAGCUCGAUUCCUCGCAGAUUUAUGGCUCACCCGGCUCGGUUCUCCCACGGCGCUCUCGUGGUCUGGACUUCUCGCGCGCGUGCACCAACCUCCACCACUCGACCCUCGCCGAAUCAUCGCCGGAUUCGUCACCCACUAUUGGAGGCCGUGGUAUGACGAUCCCUCAGCGUCGUGGAUCUCUCAACUCGACUUCGGUCCCACCUUUCUCGACCUCGGGUCCCGCCGACCGCACCGCCAUUUCCAGCUCGGUGUCCAGCGUGAACAUGAUGGAAUCGGACACCAGUAGCAGUGAAGACGACGAGGACAUGAUGGGCGACCGGGACGACAUCAUGCUCAACACACCCCAGGCCACCCGCAUGGCGAGCGGACCGAGUCCCUUCACGACAAACAACAUUCAGAGCCCCGGAACUGAGUGGAUGGGCAGCGGCUAUUCUCAGGCCGCCGCCAGCCUACUGAGCUUCCAACGGGCCCGGUUCCGGAGUAAAGGACGGAGCCGGCACAGUUCGAGCAGCGCUAGUGGGAACAGCUCCAAGCCCAGUCCUGGGCCACAUUCUCCGCCAGUCAUGAAAAGCGUGGAGAACCCGACUGGUAGCUACUUCGGUCCCCGACAAACCGUCCACGGCCGGCGAGAGAGUUUGAGUCUUGGUACUCGUGACCUACGACUAUCGGACCUCAGCGAUGAUGGAGAAAAUCGGGCUCGUGCAGGCAGUCCUACGGCCGUGUCGCAUUCGGAAGGAGGAGGCCCGCUUGGGGUGAUCCGCCGUGCUGUCACUCGGCGAGGAAGUUUACUGCCUAAGACGAAAACUUUUGCGAGGAUACGAGCAGCCCUGAUGGAAGAGGGGCAACCGGUUGAUAGCGAUAUGAAACGCGAAGCAGAAGUGGUUCGACAAGUCCGUGAUACUGAGCCCGAGACCUCGCCUACGCUCGGCACUUUUCCUUCUCUUCAGCCUUCCCUAUCAAUGCAGGAUACUCCCGAGAUGGAGAAUAUCGCCGAGAAGCCCGAUAUGGCUAGUCCACCAAAGAGCACGUUCAGUAAACAGGCCAGCCGGAACUCAGGCGGUGUCGAAUUUUGGAACUCUUUCGAUGGUCGGUACCGCACGCCGCCACCCAGUCGCCAGCCGGGCGCCUCAUCGGUACCGGACGAGGACAUGGCCAUGGCUAUGGACAUGACUCCUUCGACCACGAUCGGGUCCAUCACGGCUGGUUCUCGGGCGCGUUCUCGUUCGUCCACCCCACAUCCUCCCGGGACCGCUGGCAUUGGGGAAAUCAAUCGCAAGCGGCGUCGAGAGGACGACUUCGACCCCAAUCUGUUCAAGCGUCGGGCUGUGUCGCCGAGUGUGAGCGCCCAGAGCAGUCCUGUGUUGACGCAUUCCUCGACCGUCGACCCCGGCCCCAGCAUCUGGGGACCCCCAUCCAAGCUCGGUCCGCCUUUUUCUGAGCGUCCUAGCACGGAGAAUGGGAAUCGAACCGCUCCUCAUGCAGGAACCCCCAAACGGGUCGGCCUGCAGGGGAUGACCGAGGCGAGUGAUGGAUUUAUGAACAUGAGCAUUGACUAA
Molecule: messenger RNA, 1917 nt
Organism: Penicillium argentinense
Lineage: Eukaryota; Fungi; Ascomycota; Eurotiomycetes; Eurotiales; Aspergillaceae
Exons: 2
Coding region: 1-1917 (638 amino acids)
Cellular component (GO): site of double-strand break
Source: RefSeq, a predicted model, not a curated record